UUCAGACGUCGUAGAAUAACUGUAACACACUGUAACAUUUUUCUCAGUUAUUCUGCUCCGUGAAGUGUCGAAAAUUAUUGGCAUAUUUUUAGAAAUUAAAAAGAACUUUGCGGUCGUGCAUCCAGCAUGGGGGAUGUGACAAUGUCAGUGAAAUCCAUUACCCUGGAUCUGCUGAGAGAUGCCAGAGAGACUGUGAGGACCAGUCCACUGAGAGUCAUCAACACACCCAUGAUCCCAUGGUGCCAAACAACACUACCGCUCAACAUCCCCUGUAAUAUUCACAUCAAACUGGAGAACAUGCAGAGAACUGGUUCAUUUAAGAUAAGAGGAGUGGCAAACCAGUUCGCCAGGAGACCAAAAGGUGGCAAUUUUGUCACCAUGUCUGCAGGGAACUAUGGGAAGUCAUUUGCAUAUGCCUCUAAACACUAUGGUUCCAAAGGGAAAGUGUUGAUGCCAGAAACAGCCCCCAUAUCCAGAGCAACACUCAUACAAAGCUUUGGAUGUGAUGUGGAACGGGUGCCGAUGACCUGUCUGAUGAACGUGGUGAAUCGUUGUGUCCAGGAAAGCAACAUGACAUUCCUCCACCCAUACGAUGACUCGGAUUUAAUCGCAGGACAUGCAAGUCUGGGUUUUGAGGUACUGGAGCUGAUGCCUCAGCCUGAUGUGGUGGUAAUAUGCUGUGGAGGAGGCGGUCUGCUUGCUGGAGUAGCUGCUGCCAUUAAACUGUCUGGGUGUGAGAAGACCAGGAUCUAUGGAGUAGAGCCAGAAGGAGCCUGCACCAUGUACAAAAGUUUCAUUGAGAAGAAACCUGUUGGCAUGGACAGCAAAAGCAUUGCAUCUGGACUGGCUCCACCUUUCGCAGGCACCUUGCCCUAUGAGUUGUGCCAACGUUAUGUUCAGGACAUUGUUCUGGUGAAUGAUGAGGAGAUCAAGGCUGCGGUGUCAACCCUGUACGGUGCGGGGCUCCUGGUGGAGCCGUCCGGGUGCGCAGCGUUCGCCGCCAUCGCUAACGACCGAAUCCCUGACAUCGCUGGGAGGAAUGUGGUGGUUAUCCUGAGUGGUGGAAAUAUUGGCCAAGACGAGCUCACGAACUUCCUUGAUUAAAUGGUUUGAACAGUGAGAGACAGAAUAACAAAAAAAACAACAGAAAAACGCAUGUCAAAAAUUUUAU
Esox lucius (northern pike) is the source of this 1171-nucleotide messenger RNA. It is a transcript of the gene srr, whose product is annotated as serine racemase. The record is from RefSeq and is a predicted model, not a curated record. Gene Ontology annotation, biological process: L-serine catabolic process; L-threonine catabolic process. NCBI's taxonomy places the organism in Eukaryota, Metazoa, Chordata, Actinopteri, Esociformes, Esocidae. Gene Ontology annotation, molecular function: L-serine ammonia-lyase activity; threonine deaminase activity. The coding region runs from base 127 to 1104 and encodes 325 amino acids. The transcript is spliced from 7 exons.